This is a messenger RNA of Rhopalosiphum padi (bird cherry-oat aphid), 2354 nucleotides long. RefSeq lists its product as uncharacterized. Gene Ontology annotation, cellular component: lysosome. Gene Ontology annotation, molecular function: cysteine-type endopeptidase activity. Lineage: Eukaryota; Metazoa; Arthropoda; Insecta; Hemiptera; Aphididae. The coding region runs from base 120 to 2198 and encodes 692 amino acids. The record is from RefSeq and is a predicted model, not a curated record. The transcript has 11 exons.
AUAGAGCCACUCUUGAAGCUUAGGUCAGACGUGAAUGCAGCUGUUCCCGAACAGUUUAUAAACGUUAUAAGCGUAUAACUUUGAACUUAAACUUUUUGGUAUUAUUUAAAUUUAAAAAAAUGUUUUUUAAAUUAGUAUUUAUUUCUAUUUUUAUAACAUAUACUAUCGGGCAGGACACUAAGACAAACUACCAAUAUAAUGAAAACGACCAUGCCAAGCCCAUUUCAGAUCCAGCGCUUUACAACAGAGAUGACGCAAAGUUGAAUUGGUAUGGAGGAGGCAAUAGUGUUUAUUUCACGAAUGGGCUGCCAGUAAAUUUCGACUCAAGAAAAAAAUGGCCAAAUUGCCCAUCGAUCGGUCAUAUAUAUAAUCAAGGAAACUGUCGUUCAAGUUAUGCCAUAGCGGUAGCGUCUGCAGUAACCGAUAGAAUUUGUAUUCAUUCAAACGAAACAAAAAAUCCUAUAAUGUCUGCACAGCAGAUUAUUUCUUGCUGCUAUUUGUGUGGAUAUGGAUGUGAUGGUGGGUCACAAUUCGAGUCUUGGGACUUUUACAGGAGACAUGGGUUUGUAUCAGGUGGUGAUUACAAUUCCAAACAGGGUUGUCAACCAUAUAAGAUUCCACCAUGUAAACUAAUUAAUGAAAAACCACCUGGACACAGUUGUACAACAUAUCACAGAGAGGAAACGCCGACAUGUGAAAUAAAGUGUUAUAACCCAAAUCAUUACACUUCAUUCAGAACUGAUAUUUAUAAAGGUAAAUAUUAUCAAGUGUACCCUUAUAUGGCUAUGAAAGAAAUUUUUGAUAACGGUCCGAUAACAACCCAGUUCUACAUGUAUAGAGAUUUGGUUGAUUACAAAUCGGGGGUAUAUCAGUACGACGAGCAAUCAGAUGUACCUUUCUUCACUGUACAAAGCGUGAAGAUUUUCGGAUGGGGUGAAGAAAACGGUGUCCCGUAUUGGUUAGUAGCUAAUUCGUUUGGUUCAGAUUGGGGAGAUAACGGAACGUUUAAGAUUUCAAGAGGUAACGACGGCUGCUUUUUCCAAGAAAAAAUGUUCGCGGGACUACCAUUUAUUAUUUUAAAAGAUUAUAAUAUCAGUCUUUAUUUAACAAUAAAUAUCUAUAAAUUAUUUUUUAGUAUUCACUUACAACAAAAAUUACCAAUUUCAAUCAUCAUCAUGUUUAGAAAUAAUAAGAUAUUAUUGUUACUAUUAUUUUGUAAUAUUUGGUUGUCGUGCAAUGCAAAAUUUAAACUUCAACACAUCGUUGAACACGUAAACCGUGCUAACGUACCAUGGGAAGCCGGAAUUAAUCAUCUCAGUACGUCUGACUACAAAAACAUAGUUGGAACUUGGGGCAAUCAAAAAAAUGGUAAAAUGAUCGAUAUUAUCGGUCAUAAGGACGAUGAAGACGAUGCGGAUGGAUCGAAUGGUCUUCCAGAAAAUUUUGACGCCCGUAUUAAUUGGUUUGAAUGCGUUUCUAUUUCACACAUAUGGAACCAGGGAAACUGUGCUGCUGACUGGGCGAUUUCUGUCACUUCAGCUAUUAACGACCGCAUAUGUAUUAAGUCAAAGACAAAUAUAACGGCGUUUUAUUCUCCACAAAAAGUGUUAUCUUGUUGUGAUGAUUGUGGUGACGGGUGCAAUGGUGGUUAUUCUGGAGCAGCAUGGCAUUAUUGGACAAAAAGAGGAGUGGUCACAGGUGGAGAUUAUGGUAGCAAUGAAGGCUGUCAACCAUGGUUGAUUCCACCAUGUAACCAUACAGUUUUGGAUGAAAGAAGUCCAUCAUAUAUGUGUGGAAAAUAUAAAUCAGAAACACCAAAAUGCAAUUUAAAUUGCUACAACCAAAAUUAUUCAAAACCCUUCCUAAAAGACAUUUCAAAAGGAAUGCGAAUUGAAUGGUAUUGUCCGGGAAUGAUCAGGAAAGAAAUGAAAAAAUAUGGGCCUGUAACUGCUAUAAUGCGUGUUUAUGAAGAUUUUUUAACAUACAAAUCAGGAGUUUAUCAACAUGUAACUGGAAAACUACUUGGUCAGAUUACGGUAAAGGUCAUUGGAUGGGGUGUACAGGGAGGCGUCCAAUAUUGGUUAGCUGCCAAUUCAUGGGGUACUUCUUGGGGAGACAAAGGAUUUUUCAAAAUCCGUCGUGGAUUCAAUGAAUGUUUGUUUGAAGAUUAUUUUAUAACUGGAAAACCACUUUUAUAAUAGUCCUCUUUAAUGAAAUAAAAUAAUAUUAUAUAAGAAAUAAAAGAAACGACAUAUAUGAAAUUUAAAAUGUAUAAUCACAUAAUAAUAAUAUGUCGAAUUUUUCAACAAGCCAUUUUGUAUUAAUUUCAAUAAAAAUAUAAUUAUACUUUAGAA